Molecule: messenger RNA, 2234 nt
Organism: Apis mellifera (honey bee)
Lineage: Eukaryota; Metazoa; Arthropoda; Insecta; Hymenoptera; Apidae
Gene: aos
Product: protein giant-lens
Exons: 4
Coding region: 1030-1926 (298 amino acids)
Source: RefSeq, a predicted model, not a curated record
CAGAGAAGGGAGACUCAUUCAUGUUUUGCCUCUAGCUGUUAGAAGUUCAGUCGAACGAAAUAGUAUAGGCACGACGCACCGCGAAUGUUGCGAGCCUCGUUUUAACCUCGGAUUAAAUCGAGUCGUGUUGCAAAACAAUUGAUCGUAGUUCGAACGUAGGAUGUCGGGUACGUAGGACGUGCCGAUAAAGAAGACAGAGACUGCGAGAGAACGCAAGGACACGGGAGAAACAGCGUUUAUUAUUACAUCGUGUAUUAAUGUACAAUCGUGUACAGAAACUGUGACCGUUUCUCGAGACCGUGUGCAAGCACCGGCCACGUUGCUGUUGGUCCUCUCGCCGAGAAGUCGGUGAAUGUGUUUUCUGUCAUUGAAUGCGAUAAUACCAACCGAGGGAAUUUGAAACGGUGGAAAAAUCGAUUUUACGCGCGGAGACGAUCGGCUCGAGUUUCAACCGAGUUUCUCGAAGUUCGAUGGAUAAGCGGGGAGGAUGGUCAAAAAAAAAAAAUAGUCAUUGAAAAUUGAUAUUUGAUCGUGACAACUAAGAAAGAAAGAUAUUCUCCAUAUUCGACCGUUACGGUCAGCGAUGAUAAGACGAGAAAAUAAAACAAUUUGUGCGAGGAGCGAUUACAUAAAAAAAGAUUAGUAACAUUUACGCAUUUUUGUUAAAUUAUUAUUAUCUCAACAGAAAUCACAAUAUCAUCUCGAAUUAGAGAAACGAUAUUUCUGUUAUGCGUCAAUGAAAAAAAAUGGGAGAUAAAUGGUUGCAAUGAAUCGUGAUAUAUUUAUGUGCAAAUGUAUCCUAUUAUUUUGACUUUUCACAUUAGAUUUUGUUCGAAAAUUGGCGACCGCAUUGUUUACAUAACGAUAGAGGCAUUCGUUCGAUGAUCGGUGAUCGUCGCGAUCACCGAUCAGUAAAAACUUGUAUAUCAAAUAUAGUUAUUUCGUUGGACGCGCGGAGAAGAGGGAAAAGGAAGGAAGGAAGAGAGAAAAGGAAGGAAGGAAAAGGAAGCAUCGCGCGUGCGCGAAAGAAUGGCCGAUUUGAUCUGUUUUUUGUUGGCAAUGUUCGGCCAAUUGCUCGUUCGCGAGAGCAAAGGCAGCCUAGUUGGCGUAGAGCUCGACGAGACUGGACAAAAAUUUCUCAACGAAUAUUUGUCUUUCGACGAUGGAAAGUAUCUUGCAAAGUUGCAAGAGUUCGAAGAUACAGCGAUUGAGCUUGAUCUGAUCGAUCAGAAGAGAAAACAUCGACCGAUGCAUCAACCGCCUAGAGUCCUUUAUCAAAUCGGGGACAGUGAAGACGAACUGCCCGAAUGUUCGGACCGAAGUGAAGUUUGCAGCAAGGUGGAUUUAUACGGAUCGCCUUGGGUCGAGAGGCAAUGCCGUUGUCCGGAUGGUCGUACUUGUCCCAGUAGUUUACACGGAGAUGACGGGCAUACGAUAGUUGAUAAAACACGGCAGUACAAGCUUUGCGAGCCGGUGAAACGUCUACCCAUCUGUCGUUACUUCAAAGACGUCACAUGGACCUUAGCUCCUGGAGGGGGGCCAGCUAAUGCAACGGUUCAGCGAGUUUAUUGCCGAUGCCGGCCGGGCAGCGUACCUUAUCUAGUUCGAAGACAAGCCUAUAGGUCUUCCGAGGGAAACCCAGGAUUUAUUUAUGCAUUUGCCUGCUCUCCUCAAAGCAGAUUACGUUGUCAACACAAAGAACCUUGUCGAUUGUUUACUGUACGAAAGAGACGGAGUUCCCAGCUUGAAGAGGUAAAUGCAUCGCCUCUUUGUCAGUGCCCAAAAGGUCAUCGAUGUCCAAGAAGGCACACCGACCCGGGUUCACUUCCAGCAAGAUCCUAUUCCGGUGCAUUAGAGAUUAAAACGUACAGUGGAUAUUGCGUACCCUCGCAAUCGCAUCAUUCUGAAGCGAUUUAUAACGUUUGAAUUUAAAAAAUUUAAAACGUAUCGCACUAUUAUGAAUAUACGUAUAAUGAAAUAAGAGAAAACAUCCGUUUGUGAUAUUUGUGAUCGGCAUGUGCAUUGUUGAUUUAUGAAACUGUCAAAGCAUACUUUUUCAAACAAGAAGAAAAUCACGGAAAGCGAUUGAUCCCAACUUUUGUAUCAAACUUGGAUCUUUUUGAAUAAUUGCCGUUCAUUUUGAAUCUAUAAGUUUACCGUCCAGAGAGAGAGAGAGAGAGAGAGAGAGAGAGAGAGAGAGAGAGAGAGAGAGAGAGAGAGAGAGAGAAAGAGAA